Molecule: messenger RNA, 1007 nt
Organism: Camelus dromedarius (Arabian camel)
Lineage: Eukaryota; Metazoa; Chordata; Mammalia; Artiodactyla; Camelidae
Gene: HAND1
Product: heart and neural crest derivatives expressed 1
Exons: 2
Coding region: 201-857 (218 amino acids)
Biological process (GO): regulation of transcription by RNA polymerase II; heart development
Molecular function (GO): protein dimerization activity; DNA-binding transcription factor activity, RNA polymerase II-specific; RNA polymerase II transcription regulatory region sequence-specific DNA binding
Source: RefSeq, a predicted model, not a curated record
UCGGCAUCCUCGUCCUAGCCGGCGACAGAAAUAGGCAAGACGGCGGGCUGUGCAUCUCAUCUUCAGCCUUGCCCCAGACUCUCUCAAAGCCGGUGCCCCUCGGAGCGCCACCCCAGAGCCUACGGGUGGCCCCGGCAGUCUCUGGGGCGCAUGGGGCGGCGCUAAUCGGGCUGGCGGCGCAGGCCAGGGGCCGCUCCAACAUGAACCUCGUGGGCAGCUACGCACACCACCACCACCAUCAUCAUCAUCAUCACCCGCACCCCGCGCACCCCAUGCUCCACGAGCCCUUUCUCUUCGGCCCUGCCUCGCGCUGUCACCAGGAACGGCCCUACUUCCAGAGCUGGCUGCUGAGCCCAGCUGACGCUGCUCCGGACUUCCCCACCGGCGGGCCACCGCCCACACCCGCGGCAGCCGCCGCCGCCUACGGUCCAGACGCCAGGCCAGGCCAGAGCCCCGGGCGGCUGGAGGCGCUCGGCGGCCGCCUGGGCCGGCGGAAAGGCUCAGGACCCAAGAAGGAGCGGAGACGCACAGAGAGCAUUAACAGCGCGUUUGCGGAGCUGCGCGAGUGCAUCCCCAAUGUGCCGGCCGACACCAAGCUCUCCAAGAUCAAGACUCUGCGCCUGGCCACCAGCUACAUCGCCUACCUGAUGGACGUGCUGGCCAAGGACUCACAGGCCGGUGACCCCGAGGCCUUCAAGGCUGAACUCAAGAAGGCGGAUGGCGGCCGCGAGAGCAAGCGAAAAAGGGAGCUGCAGCAGCACGAAGGCUUUCCUCCUGCCCUGGGCCCAGGCGAGAAGAGGAUUAAAGGGCGCACAGGCUGGCCGCAGCAAGUCUGGGCGCUGGAGUUAAACCAGUGAGCCGAGGACCGCGCCACGGCUGCCAGACCCCGGGAGGAGAGGAAGGCGGCGGCGAGCGCCGGGCUCUGGGUUCCAGGGACUUGUAGGGGUGCGUCCUGCCGAGCCUCUGCUGCACGCUGGCAGGUUGCUGACUGCAACUACACACUUGGA